This is a messenger RNA of Cryptomeria japonica (Japanese cedar), 357 nucleotides long. Its product is annotated as peptidyl-prolyl cis-trans isomerase-like. NCBI's taxonomy places the organism in Eukaryota, Viridiplantae, Streptophyta, Pinopsida, Cupressales, Cupressaceae. The record is from RefSeq and is a predicted model, not a curated record. Bases 1 to 357 code for a protein of 118 amino acids. Gene Ontology annotation, biological process: protein peptidyl-prolyl isomerization. The transcript has a single exon. Gene Ontology annotation, molecular function: peptidyl-prolyl cis-trans isomerase activity.
AUGGCAAAUCCAAGGGUGUUCUUCAACAUUCAGAUUGGUGACAGUCCAGCUGGUCAGAUCGUGAUGGAAUUGUACGUGGACAGUACUCCUAAAAUGACUGAGAAUUUUCGAGCCCUGUGUACGAGCAAGAAAGGCAGUGGGCAGUCCAGAAAGCCCCUGCUUUUCAAGGACUCCAAGUUCCACCGAGUGAUUCCAGGGUUUAUGUGCCAGGGCGAUGAUUUUACCCGUGGCAAUGGCACGGGUGGGGAAUCUAACUAUGUCAGCAAAUUCGUCGAUGAGAACUUUUCCAAGAAGCACACUGGCCCUAGAAUCUUGUCCAUGGCGAAUGCUGGGCCUAAUACCAAUGGUAAGGGAUAG